Messenger RNA from Hyaloperonospora brassicae, 360 nucleotides. The record is from the annotation of a GenBank genome assembly. Lineage: Eukaryota; Oomycota; Peronosporomycetes; Peronosporales; Peronosporaceae.
AUGCAGAAGAUGCGACCCGAACCAGGAGGACCGAGAGCGUGCAACGUAAGUGACCCGAAUCAGUGCAUUGCCGGAUUGCGGAGAGGCGAUUCGGAGCGACGAGGGGAGAAGAAGGAGGAAGAGUUGGAGCAGGAGCGAGUGGACGAGGAGGCUAAGGCGGAGAAGGCGCAGAAGGAGGAAGAGAUGAAGAAAGUGGGGAAGGACGAAGCGAAGGAGAACGAGCAGGUGCUUCAAGCUGCUCGAGUGCCAUAUGGCGAGGGGGACAGCAGGACGAUUGAGGCCGAGCAGGUGAACCAACACGGUGGUUUGCUGUGUGCCGAGGAUGCAGAGGGGAGCGACGAGGAGAAGGCAAGAGCGUGA